Molecule: messenger RNA, 1362 nt
Organism: Dipodomys ordii (Ord's kangaroo rat)
Lineage: Eukaryota; Metazoa; Chordata; Mammalia; Rodentia; Heteromyidae
Gene: Ergic3
Product: ERGIC and golgi 3
Exons: 13
Coding region: 69-1220 (383 amino acids)
Biological process (GO): endoplasmic reticulum to Golgi vesicle-mediated transport; retrograde vesicle-mediated transport, Golgi to endoplasmic reticulum
Cellular component (GO): endoplasmic reticulum membrane; Golgi membrane; endoplasmic reticulum
Source: RefSeq, a predicted model, not a curated record
GCCUCCGGGCCGGAAGCGGGAGAUUGCAAGGGCGGGCCGACUGGCAUUCCCCUUUCCGGCAGGUCCCCAUGGAGGCGCUGGGGAAGCUGAAGCAGUUCGAUGCCUACCCCAAGACUCUGGAGGACUUCCGGGUCAAGACCUGCGGGGGCGCCACGGUGACCAUCGUCAGUGGCCUCCUCAUGCUCCUACUGUUCCUGUCCGAGCUGCAAUAUUACCUCACCACGGAGGUGCAUCCCGAGCUCUACGUGGACAAGUCACGGGGAGACAAACUGAAGAUCAACAUCGAUGUUCUCUUCCCACACAUGCCUUGUGCCUAUUUGAGCAUUGAUGCCAUGGAUGUGGCGGGGGAACAGCAGCUGGACGUGGAACACAACCUGUUCAAGCAACGUCUAGACAAGGAUGGCAUCCCCGUGAGCUCAGAGGCUGAGCGGCAUGAACUUGGGAAAGUGGAGGUGACAGUGUUUGAUCCAGAUUCCCUGGACCCUGAUCGCUGUGAGAGCUGCUAUGGAGCUGAAUCGGAAGACAUCAAGUGCUGCAACACCUGUGAAGAUGUGCGGGAGGCAUAUCGCCGUCGAGGCUGGGCCUUCAAAAACCCAGACACUAUUGAACAGUGCCGGCGAGAGGGCUUCAGCCAGAAGAUGCAAGAGCAGAAGAAUGAAGGUUGCCAGGUGUAUGGCUUCUUGGAAGUCAACAAGGUGGCUGGCAACUUCCACUUUGCCCCUGGGAAGAGCUUCCAGCAAUCCCAUGUGCAUGUCCAUGACUUGCAGAGCUUCGGUCUUGACAAUAUCAACAUGACUCACUACAUCCAGCACCUUUCAUUUGGGGAGGACUAUCCAGGCAUCGUGAACCCCCUGGACCACACCAACGUCACUGCGCCCCAAGCCUCCAUGAUGUUCCAGUACUUUGUGAAGGUGGUACCCACAGUGUACAUGAAAGUAGAUGGGGAGGUGCUGAGGACUAAUCAGUUCUCUGUGACCAGACAUGAGAAGGUAGCCAAUGGGCUGCUGGGUGACCAGGGCCUUCCUGGAGUCUUUGUGCUGUAUGAGCUCUCACCCAUGAUGGUGAAACUGACAGAGAAGCACAGGUCCUUCACCCACUUCCUGACCGGCGUGUGUGCCAUCAUUGGGGGCAUGUUCACAGUGGCUGGACUCAUCGAUUCACUCAUCUACCACUCUGCCCGAGCCAUCCAGAAGAAAAUUGAUCUAGGGAAGACAACGUAGUCAUCUUCCCCCUCCCCCCUUCCCCCUUUCUCUUCUUUCUCUUUGACCUGUGGUUAUAUCCCCUACCCUCUUCCACCUGCCCCACCUCCCGCCUCCUCAGUCUACCCCAGCCCAAGGUUGAUAAAUAUGGAUUGUGAUAGUA